Molecule: messenger RNA, 2742 nt
Organism: Phytophthora infestans T30-4
Lineage: Eukaryota; Oomycota; Peronosporomycetes; Peronosporales; Peronosporaceae
Product: translation initiation factor IF-2, putative
Exons: 1
Coding region: 1-2742 (913 amino acids)
Molecular function (GO): GTPase activity; GTP binding
Source: RefSeq, a predicted model, not a curated record
AUGGCAGGUCAAUGGACACUGCUUCGGCGCUCUGCGCUGUUGCUGGAGCGCGGAACGAGUGCGUCUGCAGGUCUGACACUGAGUUUCCGCCACUUCGGCGCUCUAUCGGUACCAAAGCCGCGCUCACAUGGUCACUUCAAGGGCAAACGUCAACAGCAGGAGCCUGCAGCGGGCAAGGCGGAGCCCAACCAGCAAAACAACAACAAUAACAACAACAAACAGCGGCCUAAACGUCGCCGCUCCAAGAAGUCGGUAGAAAAGGAGGCACCGGUGUUCACUAACAAGUUCCAGAACCUGCUGAGCUUUGCUUUUGAAGACGUAGCGGACGAGCAGCCAAUCACAGACUUAAAGAAGCCGUCGUCCCUGGGCCUACUGGACGGUAUCGGAGUUGCACCCAAAGAAGAUGACAGCCCUGAGAUCACACUGGCACAGCUUGGGCUCGAUGUCUUUGAUGACGACGACACGUUCACCAAGCGACAGCCAAAGCAUCCGCGACAGAAGCCCAAGAAGACCAAACUCUUUACCGGUAACAAUGACCCAUCCACGGUACUAGCGGCUCUGGGUAUCCCAUCCGAUGGAGAGAGCGAUCGCGUUGAAUCUCCACCCUCCAGUCGCAAGGCCAUCAAGAUGAACACGAAACGCAAGAAAGGAACGCGCAACCUGGUCAAGAAUUUCCAGUUUGAGAACAGCAUCUUCGACUCGACGGCAGAUCUAUUCGGAGAUAUUGACUGGGAGGACCGCAGUGACACGGAAGACCGCGAACGGCGUCGCUCCCAGAGAAUGCAACGCAAGGAAUCCAAGCGGAAACCCAAGGAGGAGCUGCCGGCGCAAGAGGUGGAGAUUCCAACGUCACUGACGGUCAAGGAUCUGGCUGAACUUAUGAGCGUCAAGACCCGUGUGGUUUUCCGUGCACUCAAAGAACUGGGCGAGAACGGACUGAACGAGGAAUCAGUGCUGACAAACGACAUUGCUGAGCUCGUGGUGGACUCGCAGAACAUGAUCCCGGUGCUGCUGCCUCCGGACUUUGUCGAUCUGGAGUUAACGAACCCGCCCGUGGACUGUUCGCAGUUCCAAGUGCGACCACCUAUUGUGUCUGUGAUGGGCCACGUUGACCACGGCAAAACCACACUGCUAGAUGCGCUACGCAAGUCGAAGGUGGCAGCCUCAGAGGCAGGAGGUAUCACACAACGCAUCGGAGCCUUCUCAGUGGACAUGGGCAAGAAGUUUGGCUCUCAAGCGAAGGUGACCUUCAUCGAUACGCCUGGUCACGCUGCGUUCAGCAACAUGCGGUCUCGUGGCUCAGAGCUCACCGACCUGCUCGUCCUGGUGGUAGCAGCCGACGACGGUGUACGUCCUCAGACUGUUGAAGUGGCGCGUCUGGCAAUCAAGAACAAUGUGCCGCUUGUGGUGGCUGUCACAAAGAUGGACAUGCACGAACAUGACAAGGGUGAGGUGAUGAACCGCCUGGGCUCCGAACUGCUGAACCAAGGGAUUGUAGUCGAGAGCAUGGGUGGAGAUACCCCCAUGGUCUGUGUGUCUGGUAAGACCGGCGAGGGUCUAGACCAACUCAAGGAGACCAUUGCUCUUCACGCUGAAAUGCUGGACCUGCGUGCUGAUGCCAAGGUGUCAGGUGAAGCUAUUGUGCUAGAAGCCAAUGUGGCACGGGGCGUCGGUACUCAAGUGGACACAAUUGUCAAGUGGGGUACCCUCAAGCAGGGGUCGUUUGUUGUUUGCGGAAUGGAAUACGGAAAGGUGCGCGCUCUGGUCGACGAAGCUGGAAAGCGUGUUAAGCAAAUGACACCUGGUCACCCCGUGCGAGUGAUCGGAUUGAAGGGGUUGCCUGAAGGUGGCGUAGCGUUGCUAUCUGUGCCGACUGAAGAACGCGCCAAGGAGGUUGUGGCAGCGCGUCAGGCCAUGAUUGACUGGGACCAAAUGGCAAAGGCCGACGAUGAAGAAGCGGAUAGUCAGGGUGAUGACAGUGGAACCCCGCGCCGUCGUCGACGUUUUGCUGGUGCUCGUCGUAAAUGGGAGCAAGUGGAGCUACGCCGACGAGAAGCUGUCGAAGAGGCGAAGCGCGUGGCAGCACUGAAGCCUGGAGACGAGGGCUACAUCGCCAACGUGGUUCCCAUCAUCGUCAAGACGGACUCUGUGGGUGUCAUUGCGGCUAUCGAUGAGCUAAUUGCAACCCUACCAAGCGAUGAGGCAGCGAUCAAGUGCAUCAUGUCCGCAGUGGGGCCUGUAACCUCGUCUGACCUCGUUAUGGCUGAAGCUACGGGUUCUACAAUCUACUCGUUCAAUAUUAAGCAUCCGGCUUCUAUUGACCAAGAAGCACUACAGAAGCAAGUGACUUUGCGUCAACACCGCAUAGUAUACAGUCUGUUAGAUGACAUCAAGGAGUUGCUACAAGACAACCUCAAGGGUGUGGUGGUCCACGAGGUGAUUGGUUCAGCUGAAGUGAUCCAGUCGAUCCCGAUCUCAACGUCUGGAACCCGUACUACCAACAUUGCUGGCUGCAAGGUGACUUCAGGGUCGCUCAACAUGCAGGCCAAGUACCGUCUCGUGCGUGAUGGAGAGACUAUCCUCGAGAACGUGGACAUGGCGUCCAUGCGUCACUUCCAGCAGAAGGUGUCGGAGGUGAACAAGGGCCAGGAAUGCGGACUUCAGCUUGCAGGCACGGACGAGUUCCAACCUGGUGACAUUCUCGAGGCGUACACGACCAAGGUGGUGAAGCCCGAGAUCUAA